Cercopithifilaria johnstoni is the source of this 1737-nucleotide messenger RNA. The record is from the annotation of a GenBank genome assembly. Lineage: Eukaryota; Metazoa; Nematoda; Chromadorea; Rhabditida; Onchocercidae.
AUGUUUCGUGUAACUUGUGCUGUUCUUUCCCGGUUAUUACCUUCCAAUUCAUCUCGUCAGUGUUACUGUAUCAGGAGAUGUUUCCUUCAUGCCACAAAUUCAUUACGCUUUGCUUCUACUGGCAGUGAUAAUCCUAGUGACAAAAAAGAAACAGUAAGAAAUGAAGAUUUGAAAUUGGAUAUGGCAGACUUAGAAGAGGCUUUGAAAAAAGAUGAAUUGCCAACAGAUCACAAAAAAAGCAUUCGACAGUUAAAGGAACAGAGGAGAGGAAUUCGAGACAUUUUCACAGGAAAGCUGGCGAUGAUUAUUGUUGGUGUCAGUGUUAUCCUAGUUAUCAUCUUGUCAGGUCUGCGUGAAAAGAAAAUGAGAGAAUUGGAAAACGAAAGGAAGCAAACAAUCGGUAAAGCUCGAAUUGGUGGUCCGUGGGAAUUGGUCGGCAUGGAUGGUAAAUUAGGAGGAUCUGAACAACUCAAAGGAAAUUGGCUUUUAUUGUAUUUUGGUUUCACACACUGUCCUGAUGUUUGCCCCGAUUCUAUUGAAAAAAUGGUUGAGGUUGUGGAAAUUCUUGAAAAAAGUGAAGAAAAAAUCAAAGUAGUUCCAGUUUUCAUAUCGGUGGAUCCAGAACGUGAUACAGUUAAAAGAGUGACGGAAUAUUGCGCAGAAUUUUCUCCCAAAAUAAAAGGCUAUACUGGUUCGAAGGAACAGGUUGCCAAAGUAGCAAAGGCAUUUCGCGUUUAUUAUAGUCAAGGACCUAAAGUAGAUGGAAAUGACUAUAUUGUUGAUCACACUGUUAUCAUGUAUUUAAUGGAUCCAGAUGGCGAUUUUCAUGAUUAUUAUGGUCAGAAUCGUUCUGCACAAGAGAUAGCAAAGAUUAUUAAACUGAAAAUGUCUUCACCUGCAAUACCGAAACAUUAUGCCGUGCGUAUCCCGAAACGCAAUGGAUUUAGACGUUAUUCAAUCUUGAAAUUCAACGGCACUUUAAAAGUUGAUCCAGGCAAAUGGGCAACAGCUGAUUGCAGCAUACGAAUGGCACGUGAAGAUAAUAAGGAACAAGCAGCUGCAAAUGAAAUUCGGCAGGACUACGGAGAAGGUUCCGAAUAUGGUAAAGCAUUGCGAGAAGAAGCACGGCGCAAGAAAUACGGCCGACAGCUACAAGCCUAUCAACAUGACAAUCAACCCUGGAUGCUAAGUAUUACAGAUUCAAGUACUAAAGAACGAAAAUUUCGUAGCAUUCGUGAAGGUGGAGCGGGAGAACAUGCAGACUAUUGGGUGUUUUUGAAAUCAGGGGAAGAAUUUCAUGCUUAUAAAGUUGACGAAUGGUAUCAAUUUGUGCCAUUUUCUACUCAUCGAACUCUAGACAUUGAUCAAGCAGAAGAACGGUUUCGUGAACGAAACCGUGUCAUGAAUCAGUUUGCCCUAAAAGCUCAGAUACAACAGCAGCUGAGAGUUAUGGAUGAGGAUGGUGAACAAAUGAUAAAAACAACUAAGUCACUUAAAAUUAAAGAUGAAGACAGUGCGGAUGAGAAUUCUGAUGGCGAGAAAGGCGAUGACGAAGAUGAUGCUCCUUUCGGAAGUUUGCAGUCGAAAAAGAACUCGAAACUCGCUGGUCGGGUUCGAAAAGAUAAAAGGCAACGAGUAGAGAAUGCAGAUGAAGUGGCAGCUUAUGAAAGUGAUGAUGGUGAUGAUGAGGGUCGAGAAUAUGAUUAUAUGAGUGAUAGUGGUUCAGAAAGCGAGUAA